AUGGCCGUGCGUCGCGUUUUUCUGCUGGUGCUCUCUGUGCUCAUUGCUGCCGCGCAUGUGGUCCCCGCGACGGCGGAAUUCAAACCCAGUCUCGCCACGCUCGCCGCACGUCUCGAUGACGAUGGCCUGCUCGCUGCAAUGGGGGACGUGCGCGGGAAGGCAAAUGCGAUCAUAAGGGGCCGCGCUCUGGCGGAGGAGGACGAGGAGUCGCUGCCUGCGCGGGACGGCGUCUUUGCGGCGGACGACCUGCCCUCCCCGGAGGUAGCGACUGCUCCCAUGGCGGUGGAGGGGAUCCGACGGAUGCUCCGACGGAGGGGGUUCAGUCCGCGGACGGUGAAAGCCAUGGGUGAGGUGGCAGUAGAGCUUGGGAAAUAUACGAAGCAGGAGGUGACUAGAAUUACGAAAGACAAACACAAGCAAGCGGAAAUCCUGGAGCAACGAAGCAAGCAAACUUGGGAGGAUACCAAGAAGGCAGCGAACGCUGUGAAGGACUUCUUUGGUAAACUCGGACACAAAUAG
This is a messenger RNA of Closterium sp. Yama58-4, 519 nucleotides long. NCBI's taxonomy places the organism in Eukaryota, Viridiplantae, Streptophyta, Zygnematophyceae, Desmidiales, Closteriaceae. The record is from the annotation of a GenBank genome assembly.